This is a messenger RNA of Drosophila pseudoobscura, 1307 nucleotides long. RefSeq names its product suppressor protein SRP40-like. Lineage: Eukaryota; Metazoa; Arthropoda; Insecta; Diptera; Drosophilidae. The transcript has 2 exons. The record is from RefSeq and is a predicted model, not a curated record. The coding region runs from base 164 to 1171 and encodes 335 amino acids.
GCGACGAAUGUUUUAUUCCGUGGGAUUGCGAAUUUGGGAUUCCAUCGAUAGCUGCAUUCGGAGCAUACCUGAUAGCAUUACCUAUGCAUUAAACGUCAAAAGUCACGGGUCACAUAUAAUUGCAAGUUAAUUCGUUGCGCCCUGAAGUGCAAAUCCCGUGAAAAUGUCUCUAUCAAAGUUUCCAAAGUUUCAUAUGCCCGUAGAGAAAUUGGAUGUGCGCCAUGACACCAUUGUCAUUAAAAAUCUACUGAAGUCGGGGCGCAUCACGAAUUAUGAGCCCGACGUUUUGGAUAAGCUGCUGAUGACCGGUUACGAUUUGAUCAAGGACGAAUUGUUGAAGCGCAAGCACCGUGAGGAUAUAGCGGAGGCCGUCGGAAAUAUUGUCGAGCCUUUGUCUUUGGCUGAUGGCUCCAAAGAUACAGCCUUUAAUCCUGCCGAUCAUUUCAGAAAUCCGCUGGAGAUCGAGUUGCUUGGCGCGUCGUCAACUGUUCACUCCGAGGAUAUGGAUAAUUCAUUUCUAAGCUCUUCGGCCUUGAUUUCUGUCCAACCUUUGAACGUUCUGAAUGAGAGUGAAGAUCUGGGCACGCCUUCAGAUUCUGACUCCGAGGACACGGAUAGUUCAGGUUCAAGCUCUUCGGACUCGAAUUCUGACGAACUUUCGAGCUCUCCCGAAUCUGAUACGGACACAGAUCAAAGCUCUUCGACCUUGAAUUCUGACAAACUUUCGGGCUCUUCCGAAUCAGAUACGGAGACAGAUCCAAGCUCUUCGGCCUCGAGUUCUGACGAGCUUUCGGGCUCUUCCGAAUCAGAUACGGAGACAGAUCCAAGCUCUUCGGCCUCGAGUUCUGACGAGCUUUCGGGCUCUUCCGAAUCAGAUACGGAUACAGAUUCAAGCUCUUCGGCCUCGAAUUCUGACGAGCUUUCGGGCUCUUCCGAAUCAGAUACGGAGACAGAUACAAGCUCUUCGGCCUCGAAUUCUGACGAGCUUUCGGGCUCUUCCGAAUCAGAUACGGACACAGAUCAAAGCUCUUCGGCCUCGAAUUCUGACGAACUUUCGGGCUCUUCCGAGUCAGAUACGGACACAGAUCCAAGCCACACAGAAAGCCAGCCAGAAAUACUGGGAGAGCAUGAUGAUUUGACUGAAACCACGUCGGAGUCUGACUCUUCUUAGCUAAAACCUUAGAUGCUAUCGAUGCAAUUUGACCUUAACAUUGUUUUCCAAUAAAUGCAGGUUUAAGAUAAUCAAUAAAUUGAUGCCACAAAAAAAUAAAUAAAACUCUUAUAAGAAAUAAAGCAGCUUCACAACC